AUGGACGCAAAAAUGAAAGAUUACCACGUGUACGAAGAGUACCUGGACCAGGUCGUAGAGUACUGUUCGGAUUUCACUUCAGUACAGGAAAUGAUAAACCGAUAUCUUGCUCUGCUGAGCGAAAAAAAUUUCAUGGCGCAGCUCCAAGAAAAAAAUCUGAGAUUGCUUGAAAAUGCCGAAAAGCGAUAUGGGAAAGCUGAUUGA
Molecule: messenger RNA, 204 nt
Organism: Acanthoscelides obtectus
Lineage: Eukaryota; Metazoa; Arthropoda; Insecta; Coleoptera; Chrysomelidae
Source: the annotation of a GenBank genome assembly